GCGCUGUCACACUCGAGUAUCUCCAUGCAGUCAGCCGAACGGAUGCGCAGCUUGUGAACUCUGUGUACCUCAUUCUGCGCCUCAGCGGACGGACAUUACAGCCAAAUGAGUGACGGAGGGAGUGGACAAACUAGUUGGACCUCAGAGUCGCCAUGCAGUUCCUAACACAAAGACCCGCGCGUUUCGGGUCAGACAUCACUUUAUCGUAAUGCGCCGCUGUGGAUUUCUCCAAGAGAGCAGCUAAAGUGCUUUUCCGCUCUCAUUUUUAUUUCAUGACUUCAGAUUCCAACGAGAAAGUCUUUUGUUUAGAAACUGUAUACUUAUGCCUUAAAGAAAAGCGGACAAAUGGCUUUUGUUGCCAUAGGAGCCCUGUUACUGAUGCUCUCUUGCGUCUAUAGUGCUUCAGGGUCCCGUCCACGUUUGGAUGACAUUCCCCCCAGGAUAGUUGAGGAUCCCUCUGACCUGAUUGUGUCAAAGGGUGAGCCAGCCACCCUGAACUGCAAGGCAGAGGGUCAGCCCAUGCCCACGGUGGAGUGGUAUAAAGAUGGCGAGCAUGUUGAAACUGAUAAGGACGACCCUCGCUCCCACCGCAUGCUGCUGCCCAGCGGCUCCCUUUUUUUCCUGCGCAUCGUUCACGGACGCCGCAGCAAACCUGAUGAGGGGGUUUACACAUGUGUUGCCCGCAAUUACCUUGGAGAGGCCAUUAGCCGAAACGCCUCGCUGGAAGUAGCCAUUCUCAGGGAUGAUUUCCGCCAGCCUCCCAAUGAUGUGGUGGUGGCAGCAGGAGAACCUGCUGUGCUGGAGUGUGUCCCUCCCAGGGGUCACCCUGAGCCCACCGUUUCCUGGAAGAGGAACAAUGUUCGUGUCAAUGACAAGGACGGCAGGAUCUCUAUGCGUGGUGGUAAGCUGAUGAUUUCUCACACCCGGAAAAGUGACGCAGGCAUGUAUGUGUGCGUAGGCACCAAUAUGGUGGGCGAGAGAGACAGUGAUCCAGCUGAACUCGUUGUGUUUGAGAGGCCAGUGUUCAUCCGCAGACCUGUGAAUCAGAUCGUUUUGGGUGAGGAGACUGUUGACUUUCUAUGCGAGGUUCAUGGAGACCCGGCUCCGACUGUCCGCUGGAACAGAGACGAAGGAGAACUACCGCGGGGGAGAUUUGAGAUCCGUGGUGACAACAGCUUGCGUCUGAUAAGAGUCAGAGCAGAGGAUGAGGGCACAUACACGUGUGUCACAGAAAACAGCGUAGGCAAAACUGAAGCAUCCGCUGUGCUGCAGGUCCACGUGCCACCACAGAUUGACGUACCUCCCCAGGAUCAAGUCGCUGCCCAAGGACGAACCAUCACUUUUCAGUGUGGCACCCAGGGAAACCCUCUUCCUGCAGUUUUCUGGCAGAAAGAAGGGAGUCAGAUGCUGCUUUUCCCUGGCCAACCUCCUUCCCAGUCAGGCCGUUAUUCUGUGUCCAUGAGCGGAGAGCUGUCCAUCUCUGAUGUUCACUCUGAGGACUCCGGCUACUAUAUCUGCCAGGCGAUCAGUGUGGCAGGAAGUGUCCUCGCCAAGGCUCUCCUGGAAGUGAAAACUGGCCCAUCAGAUCUCAUCCCACCAAUUAUCCGACAGGGCCCAGCCAACCAGACGCUCACUUUAGGCUCCAGCGCCCUACUCCAGUGCCAUGUGAUGGGCAGCCCAAUCCCCAGCGUCAGGUGGGAGAAGGACGGGGAAAGCAUUCUGAGCGAUGACAUUCACAUAAGCCUAAUGGAAAACGGCACUUUACACAUCAGCGGCUUGAAGGAGACCGACUCAGGGACAUACACCUGUGUCGCCUCCAGUUCCACUGGUGAGAUGAGUUGGAGUGGGACCCUGACAGUGAAAGCGACUGGAACGUCCUCCGUCCCGCGGGUCUCGCAGUCCCUGCAGCUGCCUGGUCCUCCUCAGAAGCCUGUGGUGACAGACGUGACCUCAAACAGUGUCACUCUCACUUGGCAGCCCAACCCACAUGAGGGCGGAGCUGCUGUCACUUCCUACAUCAUCGAGGCUUUCAGUCAAUCAGUGGGAAGCACAUGGCAGACUGUAGCUGAUCUCGUGAGGCUGGAGAAGCAUACAGUGUCUGGACUUUACCCAAACACCGUUUACCUGUUCAUCAUCCGAGCAGUCAACUCCUUUGGCCUGAGUGACCCCAGCCCCAUCUCAGAGCCAGUCCGAACACAAGAUGGUCCAGAAGGUCAGGGAAAAGACCAAGCACAUGUGCAUAUGGAAUUAGGAGGGGUCAAGGUUCGUCUGCAGACACCCAAAGUCUUGAACCCUACAAGCGUUCAAAUCACAUGGACUCUUGACCAGCACCCUCGGUUUAUUGAAGGCUACAGGCUGUACUACAGGCCUGUGGGGGGCACGUGGAUGAUCCAGGACGUAAAAGCAGGUCCCCUACACACUGCUGUUCUAACAGAGCUACACAGAGGAAAAGAAUACGAGUUCAAAAUGAGACCGUAUCACAAUGAGUUUCAGGGGAUUGACAGUGAAAUAGCCGUGGUUCGCAUUCCUGAUGAAGUGCUGAGCGGCCCUCCUCAGGGAGUCAGCGUGGUGCAGUUAAGUAACAGUUCAAUCGUGCGAGUGUCCUGGCAGCCUCCUCCCCCUGAUGUGCCAGAGGAGCUCAUACUAGAAUACAGGGUGUGGUGUUUAGGAAACGGGUCUCAGCAGAUGAUCAACAGGAGCGUGGAUGGGGAUAUGCUGUGGGUGAUGUUGGGCGGGCUGUUGCCUGAGUCAGUGUAUAGCGUGCAGGUUGCAGCGGUCACAAGUGCAGGAGUGGGCACUCAUAGCCAACCUGUGUUCAUCUCCCUGAAAAUGGCAAUAGAUCAGUCCUUGUCAGCGGUGAAGGAUGACACUGUCAGCCUAUCCGAGCAGAUCACAGGGGUGGUCCGUCAGCCAGCUUUCAUCGCCGGGAUUGGUGUCUCAUCCUGGAUGGUUCUUAUGGGUUUCAGCACCUGGAUCUACUGCAGACACAGAAGAAGGAAAGAACUUGGACACUAUACUACUUCCUUUGCAUAUACGCCCGCAGUUGCACUCUCUCAUGGUGAUGGCUCGGAUCUAAUAAAUGGAAGACCAUGUUUGUUGGAGUCACACUUGGGUAACUACCCUUGGCUGGCUGACUCGUGGCCUACUAGCAACUUCUCUCGAAAUGGAAAAGAUUCGGUCAACUGCUGUGCAGCCAGACUUGAUUCCACAGAUCAAUACAACAACACUUCAGGAUUAUCGAAUUAUCUGAACCAGACUGGGAAGUACAGCCCGGCCUCUAACGAAGGCGCCAUAUACUGUACCAUCAACCCAGCUGAUGCAGAUGGGCAUGAUGUGUGCAGCCUGUACUCUCAGGGUCCAGACCCAUACACCAGCAUGCCAGUCCUCUCCAAAACUGACCUCUACAACACAGAGCAGGACCUGGACCAGUGGAGCCUUCAGUCCAGCCACAGUGGAGCAGAAUAUGCAAAACUUCAGUAUCCAAGAGGCGAAAAUGCCAAACAGAAGCCUCUAGGACAAAUUUCUUCACCCACUUGGCCUGACGUGCUGUCCCUUCAUUCAGCACAAAACAAGGAGCAAAAAAGACACAGCCCUGAGGAGGAUGAAGAGUGGUGUCCUCCUCUGCCCGAGCGAUCGUAUCUGAUUGAGGGUCUGGAGGAUGCAGCCACUCUGCCUUUGAGAGGAGGGGGAACCAACAGAGCCACGACCUACAGCCUGCAGUCCACAGCAACUCUCACACCGUCCCCCAGUGAGGAGCAAUACCCUCCGAACCUGCACCAUCCAGACCUGCUGCCACGGAAUACACAGUUUGCUCUUUCCAACCCGAAGCUUUCCACCAAGACAGAGUCUCUUAAUGGCAGCGUUCCCAACCACAGCGGUCCUUGGAGAGACAUUGCUGAAAUGGAGGAACUAUUCUCCAACACCACAGGCACAAAAGAAUAUGCAUCAUUCACAUCUUCAAUUCAGAAGCCCAGGCCUAAGAAGAAAUCUCAAAAGGAUGUCCUUGCGAGACGUGAAGUGUUGAACCCAGGGAGGAAGAACCCACAUGACCUGCCUCCUUCACCUGAGCCCCCUCUUGUAUCAGAGGACCCACUCAAGCAACUGACAGACACACUGGACAACGGAGGGACCAGGACGCCCCCACAGCACAGAGAGAGAAGAUCAGACCGCAGAGCAGCCGCACAGUGGAGCACGGAAGAUGAAGAUUUAAUCCAGUAUUUGAAAGCAAACCUCCUGUGCAGCGGUCAGAUGUCCAGCCACUGUUCCCUCUCCAGAAGCUCUGCCUCUCAUUCCUCCACAACCUCGCGUUCCUUGAGGACAGGAAGGAGGAGAAAUGAGAACAUGAUAUGAGGAGAGAAAGUCGUCCUGUUGUUCACCACUCUACAUGCAACAUACGCCAUGCAGUGUAUAUGCCUUUGCGCUCUGGUCCUUCACCUGUUUUUUUGUUCAUCAUUU
This is a messenger RNA of Carassius auratus (goldfish), 4455 nucleotides long. Its product is annotated as roundabout homolog 2-like. The transcript is spliced from 27 exons. The record is from RefSeq and is a predicted model, not a curated record. Lineage: Eukaryota; Metazoa; Chordata; Actinopteri; Cypriniformes; Cyprinidae. Gene Ontology annotation, molecular function: protein binding. The coding region runs from base 346 to 4350 and encodes 1334 amino acids.